Molecule: messenger RNA, 897 nt
Organism: Cladophialophora psammophila CBS 110553
Lineage: Eukaryota; Fungi; Ascomycota; Eurotiomycetes; Chaetothyriales; Herpotrichiellaceae
Exons: 1
Coding region: 1-897 (298 amino acids)
Source: RefSeq, a predicted model, not a curated record
AUGACGAAUCUAUCAGCCGCAACCGCUACCAACCCGACAAACCUCCCUCGUCGCUAUGAAAUUCGGAGACUGACAGAAGAGCAUCUCCCGAUGGCCGCGGCAGUUGUGCUCCACUCGAAUAUGUUCUAUUCCCCAGUUUGGCCAGUGUGUUACCCGGAAGAGAAGACGGCACGGAUCUACCAGGGCUACAAGGCCGCUGACUACCUGGUCCGGCAUCAAAUCAACUCGGGCCACAGUUUCGGUGUCUUCGAUUUAGAGUAUCAGUUCAAGCGUGAGGAGUCGAAGCCGAACGGGAAGCUUUACUGGGACAUGAAGGACACGACCCUGGACAAAGAUCAGCUCCAGGACCAGAUGGACUUUCCGCUCGUCAGUGUUGCUUUGGCAUAUGACGCGUUCAACGAAUUGGAUAUGGAGAAAAUAGGGCCCUUGGUCGAGUGCCUCCCCCUAUUUGGAACAAUCUACCAUGUGCUCGGGUCAUCCGAUCCUCGCGACGAGGCGAGCUGGAAGCCCACGGCCGAGAAACAGGUCCUGAUGCGCAACGCGACCAGCACCCGACACGACGCCGAAGGCAAGGGGAUCAUGAAGGCGCUGGCUCAAUUCCUGAUGCGCUAUGCGGCCGAGCAGGGGUUCCGCGCCAUCCAAAUCGAAUGUCUCGCCGACGCCGUCAACAAAGUGUGGUCUCAGCCUCCGCCGCCGUUCAAAAGCACCAUCGUUUGCGAGUUCAACACGGGUGACUACGAGGAAGAUGUCGAGGUCGACGGCACCACGAAGAAGAUCAAACCUUUUGGAGAGGCCAAGCAAAGAGCGACCAAGAUCUAUUGCGAGUUGAAACCCACGACCCAGAACGGGCAUGCACAUACCCCAGCUGCGGUUCCGGCGGUCGGAGCCCUAGGCUGA